UCCUCUUCCUUAAAGUUUUUAAACUCGCUGUUCUAUUCUAUUCUGCUGGAGGAAAGUUGAAAUAGGGAAAUAAAAAACAAUGGAAGCAAAAUUAGGCAAAUUCUUCGAGUCCGUGAGCACUUUCUUCACUGGCGCCGAUCAGAUCCCCUGGUGCGACCGCGACAUAGUCGCUGGAUGUGAGCAAGAGGUGAUUGAAGCUCACAAAGGUUCCUCUGAUGAGUUUAAGAAUGAAUGCAUUAUGCGUUUGUCGUGGGCUCUUGUGCAUUCAAGACAACCAGAAGAUGUACAUCGGGGCAUGGCAAUGCUGGAAUCUUCUAUUGGCGGCACUACCAGCCCUGAGAAAUUAAGAGAGAAGCUUUAUCUUCUUGCUGUUGGGUAUUACAGAAGUGGUGACUAUUCAAAAAGCAGGGAGCUGGUGGAGGAAUGUUUGAAGAUUGAACCUGACUGGAGGCAGGCUCAGUCCCUUAAGAAAGCAAUUGAAGACCAGAUAAAAAAAGAUGGUAUAAUUGGCAUAGGCAUUGCUGCUACAGCUGUGGGACUGCUUGCUGGUGGGUUAGCUGCAGCUUUCGCACGAAGGAACUGAUUCCGUCUUUGAUAACUGUUGAUAUGUAGAUGAAAUCCCCUAAGAUGACAUGCUUGAUCCAGGAACUUGAACAAAAUAUCAGUCCAAUAUAUUGUUCAUUUGUUCUUUGCAAUAAUGUACAUUAGAGAAUGCUGGAGAGGUUUCUCGUCUUUUUUUUUUUUUUUUUUUUUUUUU
Messenger RNA from Manihot esculenta (cassava), 757 nucleotides. Its product is annotated as mitochondrial fission 1 protein A. Gene Ontology annotation, biological process: mitochondrial fission; autophagy of mitochondrion; peroxisome fission. The coding region runs from base 80 to 583 and encodes 167 amino acids. Gene Ontology annotation, molecular function: protein binding. The record is from RefSeq and is a predicted model, not a curated record. Lineage: Eukaryota; Viridiplantae; Streptophyta; Magnoliopsida; Malpighiales; Euphorbiaceae. Gene Ontology annotation, cellular component: peroxisomal membrane; mitochondrial outer membrane. The transcript is spliced from 5 exons.